AAAACUUACCUCGAUCAUGGUGAACGAUGUGAUAACGUGACAACUAUACGAAAGAUUCAAUUUCCGGAGGAAAAAAUGUCAUCCGUCACUAGAGACGAUUAUUACAUCGAGAAUUACUACGAUUAUGCCAUUCAUCCACGUUCAUUCAAUAAUUACACCGUUCCAACGACGCAUCUCCACUGGAAUUCAUUAACCCGUCUCGUCCUGACGAUCCUGUUGCGCAUCGGCUUCGUCCUCGUGCAAAUUGGCAGCGUGCCGAUCAACAACGUUAAUCUGAUACUCCUUCAAAAUCUGGUCGAUCUGUGUUGCGUCACCGUGAUGUACUUCCUCACUGGUUUCCUCGUCGCCUACAACGGCGACGUGGCUGGUUUGAUCGGCGAAGGUCACUGGAUCGGUGAUCCCACGAUCGACAAAAACGAAGCGAUCAUCGGCUGGCAAGCGGUGGUGAUCGCAUCGGCGAUCUGCACCGGUGUUAUCGUGGGCAGAAUGCACACAGUGGGAUAUCUGCUGGUGAAUAUUCUCUUAGCCGGUCUGAUACAACCGCUGCUGAUCCACUGGGCCUGGACCGCUCAAGGAUGGAUGGCGGAGAACGAAUUGGGCGGAAGAAUAGUCACUUUCAAGGAUUACGCUGGUGCUGGAGUAGUCCACGUCGUCGGAGGAUUUUCAGGUCUGAUUGGAUGUCUCGUUCUCGGCAGAAGAAUACUCAUAUUGAGAGAUCUGGAUGAUGCGAGUAUCACCGCCGGUUCCCCUGGGACAGUUUUCGGAGGUCUCCUAUUAAUAUUUGCCGGACUUCAAGGCUUAUGCAUGAAUACGCAGGACCGUGACAAACUCCGAAUCUAUAUGCAAGAUCCAUCGUACGCGUAUGUCAAUAAUUUGCUAGCCGCGUCCUCGUGUACCCUGUUGGUCGUCGCUCUGCAUUUCACAUUCAGCCGAGAAGCCUUCAAUCAUUGGACGGUGAUGAGAUGUGUUCAAGGCACAAUCGCCGGUGUAGUGAUAGUAUCGGCUGCGGCGAACGAUUAUUCGCCGCAAAUAGCUAUUGUCUUGGGUUGUCUGGGUGGUAUUGCCUUCUAUUUGACCUCCAAACAGGUCUUUCGCAGCGCUCUGGAGGAUUACUGCAAUAUUAUAGCUAUACACCUUGUUUGCGCGAUUCUCGGUAGCGCGUUGGCUCCUCUCUGUCUUGCAAGCACCGACGAAGAUACCGUGACGAUACUAUUGAGUUUCUCCUGGCAAUUAAUUUGCUUGGUCGCGUUAUUGGCUCUGGUUGCUACGGCGAUGUUGCUGGUCUUCGGCAUCCUGGAAUGCUGCGGAAUACUUCGUAAUAGAUCGGAAUGUUUCAAUCAUGCACGAGCUAAUGCUGCCAUCGGCAGAGGUCCACCGAGAUCGUUUCUGCAAAGACUUUUCUUUCCUGAUAGCGGAUGCCUCUAUUUGCAACCUAGCUCGAUCUCCGAUCCAAAACAUGGGCCAAGUGUUGGUUCUAGAUCUUGGAAGUAUCAAAAAGAGAUAGACGAACUUGAAGAAGGGAGAUCUAUCGAGAGGAAACCAAAUGUAAAUGUUAAGAUUGAUGAUGAAGUUAUGAAAGUUCAAGUACCAGAAGCAAGAGUAAAGAAAGCAAGACAAGUGCAUACUUUGUCUGGAUUUACACCUGCGUUGAUAGAGGACCAAGGUGGUACUGGUGAAUCGAUUAACAAUGAUCUUUUGGAAAUUGGAAGAAGACAAUUUUUUGGCAAAGAAAUAAAAUAUAUUUUAGAUCCUAUUGAAGAAAUAGAUGAGGAGAUCUUGAAAGAAUUUGAAAUCAAAGAGGGUAACGUUCGACAUAAAAUUGAAGAUUAUAAUGUUAAUGAUAAAAGUUUAAUUUUGACGGAAAAUUUUAAUACGAGAGCUGCAAAACCAAAGAAUUUGAACGAGUCGAAUUAUCAGCUUCGGAGAACCGUAAAACUGACAAAUUUAUAUCAUGAAUUUAUCAAAGAAGACGUGAAAAGUUUGGAACCGAAACGCGUAGAUUCUUCAUCCAGCGAUUCGUGUGAUGAAGACACUAUCUUUGAAAAGACGCCAGAAUUGAACGCGCGCGAAUCCACAAAAGAUAUCGCAAUAAACAAUGAUUCAUUAAUUUAUAGUGUAAAUUAA
Messenger RNA from Nylanderia fulva, 2124 nucleotides. It is a transcript of the gene Amt2l, whose product is annotated as Amt-2-like protein. The record is from RefSeq and is a predicted model, not a curated record. Lineage: Eukaryota; Metazoa; Arthropoda; Insecta; Hymenoptera; Formicidae. Gene Ontology annotation, cellular component: plasma membrane. Gene Ontology annotation, molecular function: ammonium channel activity. Gene Ontology annotation, biological process: ammonium transmembrane transport; ammonium homeostasis.